Neolamprologus brichardi is the source of this 2879-nucleotide messenger RNA. RefSeq names its product cyclin L1a (gene ccnl1a). The record is from RefSeq and is a predicted model, not a curated record. Gene Ontology annotation, biological process: regulation of transcription by RNA polymerase II. Lineage: Eukaryota; Metazoa; Chordata; Actinopteri; Cichliformes; Cichlidae. Gene Ontology annotation, molecular function: cyclin-dependent protein serine/threonine kinase regulator activity.
GUCACGCACUUCGCCAGUCACCCUGCUCCGCUGUUACCGUGUGGAGGCUGUGUUCGCUGUAGCUGCUAACCGUUGUUUUUCAGGUGAAGAUGGCCGCAGGUCCUCUCUCUGUAUCUUCCAAUGCCUCCACUAACAAUGAUGGGAUUCUCAUUGGCGACAAAUUUUACUCAGAAGUGUACCUUACAAUCGACAACUCGCUUGUACCGGAGGAAAGGCUCUCAACGACGCCGUCGAUGUUCGACGGCCUCGACCUGAACACAGAGGCCGACCUUCGUAUUCUUGGCUGUGAGCUGAUUCAGUCAGCGGGUAUUCUCCUCCGGUUGCCACAGGUCGCAAUGGCAACAGCUCAAGUACUUUUCCAUCGUUUUUUCUACUCCAAGUCCUUCGUCAAGCACAGUUUCGAGAUUGUUGCCAUGGCUUGCAUCAACUUGGCCUCCAAGAUAGAAGAAGCACCACGGCGAAUACGAGAUGUCAUUAAUGUUUUCCAUCACCUGAAGCAGCUCAGAGGAAAAAAGACUCCAAGUCCAUUGAUACUUGAUCAGAACUACAUAAAUACCAAAAAUCAAGUCAUCAAAGCGGAAAGGCGGGUCUUGAAGGAGCUUGGAUUUUGUGUGCAUGUCAAGCACCCUCACAAGAUCGUUGUCCUGUAUCUUCAAGUCCUGGAAUGCGAGAAGAACCAGACAUUGGUGCAGACAGCCUGGAACUACAUGAACGAUAGCCUGAGGACAGAUGUGUUUGUGAGGUUUCAAGCUGAGACGAUUGCCUGCGCUUGCAUAUACCUUGCUGCCCGAGCACUGCAGAUACCGCUGCCAACCAGACCCCAUUGGUUCCUGCUGUUUGGAGCCACGGAAGAAGAGAUCAAAGAUAUCUGCAUCACCACCCUGAAACUUUACACCAGGAAGAAGCCUAACUAUGAGCAGCUGGAGAAAGAGGUGGAGCGAAGGAAAGUGUUCUUGGCAGAGGCUAGGAUAAAGGCUAAGGGUCUGAAUCCUGAUGGUACUCCUGCACUGUCCACGCUGGGUGGCUUCUCACCUGCAUCCAAACCGUCCUCCCCUGUGGUCAAGGUGGAAGAGAAGUCCCCGAACCCCCAGACUGUCAAACCAGUUAAAAAGGAACCGGACAACCGUACCCAGGUCAACAAGAGUCCACAUAAUGGGUUAAGGAAGGAGGUAAAGAUUGGGAGGAACAGUAGGAGUGGAAGUCGUUCUCGUUCGAGAACGCGUUCGCGGUCAAGAUCACGCUCCUUUCGCAGACAUUACAACAGCAGACGCAGCCACUCAGGGACCUACAGUUCUCGUUCACAUUCUCGCUCUCACAGCCGUAGCCCAUCACCACAGCGGCAUCCGCCCUCACCACUCCUCCCCCACCUUAAAUCCAAGUCCAGUCACCACAGUAAUAGCGACUCCAAGCCCAGCGGUCGUCACAGCAACAGCGGAGGUGGAGGCUCCGGUCAUAAAAGGAAGCGCUCGCGCUCUCGGUCGCGGUCCCGCAGUCCAGUCAAAGUAGAAAGGGACCGUGACAGAGAGAGGGAACGCGAGAGAGACAGAGACCGCAGCUCCUUCGACCUGUCGUCAAAGAAACACAAACAUGACCGAGGAAGUGGCCAUCGAGACCGGAGGGACAGGGAGCGGUCCCGAUCCUACGACAGGGACAGAGAGAGGGAGCGUAGCCACAAGAGCAAACACCACAGCAGUAGUGGGCACUCGGGACACAGCCGCCACCGUCGCUGAGACCCAAACCGACCCUUUCUGGCUCUGGGGCUGAUGGUCACAUGAGUACUUUGAGUAUAUGCAAAUCAAAUUAGACGCGCCCUCUGAACAUUGACUGGCAGAUUGAUGCUUAAAUUAAAUAUUUGUGCAGAAGGUAAAACAGAAGUUAACCAAACAUCCACAUAACAGAAGAGAUUUUUGUACCUUGCUUUAUUAAAGACCAAAAAUUUUCAAAAACCUUGUCGAAGCUGCCGUGACUGAAAACACGUUUAAUUGGAUUUGCCAUUUUGUAUACCAGCUGGUGUCCUUCCUCUGAAUUUGCUGGGUUUCUCAUACACACCUGGCGUCAGACCAUCAGCGUAUACAAGUUGAUUUUAAUUUUUCUAAUUUUGUUGAAGUCACAAAACAUCUGCCAGCAUUAUGAUUCAUCUCAGUGGAAACAGUGGAGCCAGAUAACUCACCACGCGUCUCAUGUACAAAUGUCUUUGAUGGCUUUGAGUCUCCUACAGAGCAGCAGAUCUGUAGCUGACAUCUAUCUUGGGUGGUUGAUGGUUUUGCAUCUACAUGCAAACUGCAGCUGUGACCACCACCAUGAGGUGCUCUACAAUUACCUUUAAACAUUUGCCCAGACUGGCAAAGGCAAGGUUGUAGUGUGACAUCAGCUCCAGACCCAACCAUAUAUCCUGACAAACCAUCUAGCCUACCCAGCCCAGCCCCCUCUUGUUGUUUUUUUUUCUCCAUUCCUCCCUUUUCUUUUUUAGUUUUACAUAUAAUGUUAUGGACAUUUGGGGGGGAAAUUAUUUACAGUGUAAAGACGGAUUGAUGACCACUGACAAAAUGUGAAUGCUUUGAUUUAUAAAAGCAAAUGGCUCAGUGGACGUACUGAAGAAUAAAUGUAAAAUAAACAUUCAGGAAAGAUCAAAAUGUUUGCACAGUCUUUGUUUUCUUUUUUUUAUUGAACAGAUAUGUUGCUGAUGCUGUAUUUUGUACAGUUUCAAAAGAGUACUGUCUAUUUGACUUUUUCUUCUUUUCUUUUUUUUUGACCUCCCAGCAGGGAGUGCAGACUUGCUGCAAAAAGAUUUUAGGAUUGUCCGUUUUGUUACACUGGUUUUUAGUCUGCACGUGUUCAUGUCCAAUUUUUAUUCAGUAAUAAAUGAGCUAUGCCACUGA